AUGGCGCUUCUGCUGCGCUUCGCGCUCCUGUGCGGAGUGGCGGAUUUCGCCAGAGGUUUGAGUAUCACUACUCCUGAACAGAUGAUUGAAAAGGCCAAAGGGGAAACUGCUUAUUUGCCAUGCAAGUUUACCCUCAGUCCGGAAGACCAGGGGCCGCUGGACAUCGAGUGGCUGCUGUCACCAGCGGAUAACCAGAAGGUGGAUCAGGUGAUUAUUUUAUAUUCCGGAGACAAAAUUUAUGAUGACUACUAUCAAGAUCUGAAAGGACGAGUACAUUUUACAAGCAACGAUCUCAAAUCUGGUGAUGCUUCAAUAAAUGUGACAAAUUUACAGUUGUCAGAUAUUGGCACAUACCAGUGCAAAGUGAAAAAAGCUCCUGGUGUUGGAAAUAAGAAGAUUCAGCUGACAGUUCUUGUUAAGCCUUCAGGUACAAGAUGUUACGUUGAUGGAUCAGAAGAAAUUGGAAAUGACUUUAAACUCAAAUGUGAGCCCAAAGAAGGUUCUCUCCCACUACGAUAUGAAUGGCAGAAGUUGUCCGACUCACAGAAACUGCCCACCUCGUGGUUACCAGAAAUGACGUCACCUGUUAUAUCUGUGAAAAACGCCAGCGCCGAAUACUCCGGGACAUACAGCUGUACAGUCAGAAACAGAGUGGGCUCUGAUCAGUGCCUGCUGCGCCUGGAUGUCGUUCCUCCUUCAAAUAGAGCCGGGACAAUUGCAGGAGCUGUUAUAGGAACUUUGCUUGCGCUUGUGCUUAUCGCUCUUAUUGUCUUUUGCUGUCAUAAAAAGCGCAGAGAAGAAAAAUACGAAAAGGAGGUUCACCAUGAUAUCAGAGAAGACGUGCCUCCUCCCAAGAGCCGUACGUCCACUGCCAGAAGCUACAUCGGCAGCAAUCACUCAUCCCUGGGAUCCAUGUCCCCGUCCAACAUGGAAGGAUAUUCCAAGACUCAGUACAACCAAGUGCCAAGCGAAGACUUGGAACGCGCUCCCCAGAGUCCGACACUCCCGCCCGCUAAGUUCAAGUACACUUACGAGACUGAUGGCACUACAGUGGUAUAA
Molecule: messenger RNA, 1059 nt
Organism: Rangifer tarandus platyrhynchus (Svalbard reindeer)
Lineage: Eukaryota; Metazoa; Chordata; Mammalia; Artiodactyla; Cervidae
Source: the annotation of a GenBank genome assembly